Messenger RNA from Lolium rigidum, 2059 nucleotides. RefSeq names its product hydroxyproline O-galactosyltransferase GALT5-like. Gene Ontology annotation, molecular function: carbohydrate binding; galactosyltransferase activity. The record is from RefSeq and is a predicted model, not a curated record. The transcript has 7 exons. Bases 1 to 1824 code for a protein of 607 amino acids. Lineage: Eukaryota; Viridiplantae; Streptophyta; Magnoliopsida; Poales; Poaceae. Gene Ontology annotation, cellular component: Golgi membrane.
AUGCGCCGGCCGCCGCGCCGCGCCGCCGCCGCCGCCCGCAGGCUCCGGCCGCUGCUCCUGCUCCUCCCCUUCGCCGCGCUGCUCUGCGCCGCCACCUUCUCCCUCCACCACCCGGACCGCCUCGGCCCCACCACCGUCACCGUCACCGUCACCGCCACCCACGCCGAGGAGGACGCGCGCCCGCACCACCUCUCCUCCCCGCGCCUCCGCCUCGAAAUCUCCCGCCUCGACUUCCGCGCGCUCGACGCCACCCCGCCGCUCCACGCGGUCGCCGCGCGCGCGUUCCGCGACGGCGCGCGCCUCCUCCGCGACGCCCUCUCCGUCUCCGCCACCGCCACCGCCACCGCCGCGCCGCCGCCCCGGUGCCCGCCCUCCGUCGCGCGCUCCGGCGAGGCGCUCCGCGCCGCGGGCGGCGUCCUCGCCCUGCCCUGCGGGCUCGCGCUGGGGUCCCACGUCACGGUGGUCGCCUCGCCGCGCCGGGUGCCCGGCGGCGGCCUCGCGCAGUUCGCGGUCGACCUGCGCGGCGCGGGGGACGGGGAGGCCGCGUCCACGAUCCUCCACUUCAACCCGCGCCUGCGCGGCGACUGGAGCGGCCGCCCGGUGAUCGAGCUCAACACCCGCUUCCGCGGCCAGUGGGGCCCCGCGCAACGGUGCGAGGGCUGGCGCCGCUCCGACGAGGAGACCGUUGAUGGAUUGGUGAAAUGUGAGCAAUGGGCCUGGAACACUGGUGGUACAUUUGAGGAGUUGAAGAGGAUGGGGUUGCGUAACCGUGUUGCUGGACACAGAAGCAGAGAUUUGAUGGAUUGGCCUUAUCCUUUUGUGGAGGGUGAAUUAUUUAUUCUAACAAUAAGUGCUGGUUUGGAAGGUUAUAAUGUUCAAGUUGAUGGAAGGCAUGUAGCAUCUUUUCCUUAUCGCAUUGGCUUUAUUCUUGAGGAUGCCACUACGGUGCAAGUAAAUGGUGAUAUUGAGGUUGAGUCAAUGGUUUCUGGUGCAUUACCCACGGCUCAUCCUAAAAUUGUACAAAGAAAUCUGGAAUUGCUGGCUGAACUGAAAGCCCCUCCUCCUGAAGAACCUGUAGAGCUGUUCAUAGGCAUUCUUUCAGCAGGAAGCCACUUCACUGAGCGCAUGGCUGUGAGGAGAUCAUGGAUGUCUGCAGUACGAAAUUCAUCCAAUACCAUGGCUCGUUUUUUUGUUGCCUUGAAUGGUAAAAAGGAGGUUAAUGAAGAUUUGAAGAAAGAAGCUGAUUUCUUCAGGGACAUUAUCAUUGUGCCUUUUGUCGAUAGCUACGAUCUGGUUGUUCUGAAGACUGUUGCCAUUUGCGAAUACGCGGCUCGUGUUGUUUCUGCGAAGUACAUCAUGAAGUGCGAUGAUGACACCUUCGUUAGACUAGAUACAGUUAUGGCUGAAGUCAAGAAAAUCCCAGAUGAUAAAAGCUUCUAUGUGGGGAACAUGAACUACUACCACAGGCCACUGCGAGAAGGAAAAUGGGCUGUCUCUUAUGAGGAGUGGCCCAGAGCUGCGUACCCACCCUACGCGGAUGGUCCUGGCUACAUUGUUUCUUCUGACAUCGCCAACUUCGUCGUGUCCGAAAUGGAGAAGGGCAGACUGAAUCUGUUCAAGAUGGAGGACGUGAGCGUGGGCAUGUGGGUGGGGCAGUUCAACGGCACGGCGAAGGCCGGCGUGGAGUACGUCCACAGCGCGAGGUUCUGCCAGUUUGGCUGCGUCGACGACUACCUCACCGCCCACUACCAGUCGCCGGGGCAGAUGCUCUGCCUCUGGGAGAAGCUGGAGCAAGGGAGGCCGCAGUGCUGCAAUGCCAGAUGACACAGAGCGAAGAUCGCUUCAGUGAAACCCUUGCUACCGCCGUGACAAAUCCAAGCUCAUUUUUCAGUGGAGAUUGGGUAAGCUAAGCCAGUUUCAGAGGGGAACCUGACAAGCUACUUCCACCACCAGAACUAGUGAACAUAGACAAGUAGUAAACACAUACCCUGUCAGAUCGAAAGGUAACCUAUACCAAAUUAUACAUGUUAAUGCUAGUAUUAUAAACUAAUCGGUAUUC